Arachis ipaensis is the source of this 1524-nucleotide messenger RNA. Its product is annotated as acidic leucine-rich nuclear phosphoprotein 32 family B protein. Lineage: Eukaryota; Viridiplantae; Streptophyta; Magnoliopsida; Fabales; Fabaceae. The record is from RefSeq and is a predicted model, not a curated record.
ACAGGAUCCACAAAACACCAUUGCUAGUUUCAGUUUCCUGCUAAACCAAACCAUUCCUUUCUCUUCUUUCUCUCUGCUAAGCUCCCAACACAUUUCAACCCAAAAUAACAAAAAGCAUAAACAUGACUGAGUUAUCUUUCUCACACACCUCCAACAAGAAGAACAAUGAGCUCUUCUCUAACAUGUUCAAUCUCUGUUUCUCCGUUUUUUCUCACCCUCUUUACUUUUCCUACUUCCUGUUUUUCUCCCCUUACGUCUUCAGGCUCUUGUCUUUUCUCUCCCCUUUGUUCAUCACCACAACCCUUCUUCUCCUUGUUGCACUUCUCACCUUCACUCCCAACCUUCUUGUUCAAGAGAAAGUUGGUGGUUCUGAGAUUUCCGAGUCCAGAUGGAACUUUCUGCAUUCCGUGUUCCAAACACAUGUAGCAUGGCUGCUGUCUAAAGCUGAUGACAACAAGGAUGAGGAAAUCGGGUGCCUUGCGGAGUUUGAAGCAUAUCUUGUUAUGUUCCAGGCAUCAAUCUUCGAAGUUUUUGAUCCGAAGCCGGUGGAAGAUGGUUCAGAAGAAGUCUCUGAAGCACCACAUGAUGUGUGUUCAUGUGAAGGAAGACAAGUUUUCGGUUCAAUAAUGGAAGAGCCACUUGUUAACACAGAAGGAAACAAAGUUGAGAAGACUGAUACAGUGGAAGCUACUCUGCUUGUUGCCGAAAUCAAGACACUAGAAAUCUUGUUCAAGCAAAAUUCUGAGUUAGUAGAAGAUGCGUCUUGUCAAAAGGAAAAGAAAGAAGAAAAAGAAGUGGAUACUGAAACCAAUAAAGUUGAAGAAAGUGAAAGAAGAUUGUCAUUUCGGAAUGGAUCCAAAGUGAGUGGUAGUGUUGACAGUGACCAUGGUGCAGCGUUGUUGAAAGUGAAGAAAUCGCAACAACUAGAAGCGAAUCCCGGGAGUCCUGAAAGCAAUUGGGGUUACAGUGAGAGGGUCAUCGGAAACAAUAUCAAUAAUUUUAAUAAUCUUGGCAGUUUUGGAUCAAUGAGAGUGGAGAAGGAGUGGCGGAGAACUCUUGCUUGCAAACUCUUUGAGGAACGGCACAAUGCUAACGGAAGCGAUGGGAUGGAUAUGCUUUGGGAAACAUACGAGACAGAGUCCAACAAGGUGGUUCUGCAGAAAAGCAACACAAAGAAGACAAAGAAGGCAGAUAUUGAGUGCAGGGUGGAGGAGGAUGAUGACGAAGACGAAGAUGAAAUGGAGGGUAAACUCUGCUGCUUGCAGGCUUUGAAAUUCUCAGCAGGGAAGAUGAAUUUGGGAAUGGGAAGGCCUAACUUUCUUAAAUUCUCCAAGGCCCUCAAAGGCAUUGGAUGGUUCCACCAUGUAGGCAAGCAUGGCAGAAAGGGUAACCACUGAAUUAGAUUCUUUGCCCCCUUUCUUUUUUGUUAUGUUUUUACCCUUUUUUUUUUCUUGUAACUUUGAGAAUACUUAAAAACUUGUGUACUUCCUUGAAGACAAGAAGUAAAUAUUUUAUAUUCCAAUA